AUGCACGUCCUCCCUCACAAAGCUGAGACGUCCCUCAGUCCUUCACCGGUUGCCUUCCUGCAGCCUCUUUCCAUCCGUGUCCUUAGCUUCCUCAUUGGCCCUUGCGAUGUCCUAAGAAAAGGUCACCCCGCAGUCACAGUCCGCUAUAUCCAUUCUGUCAAGCGAGAAGGCGUAGAAGUGUGGGUCCGUUGCUGCCUUGAAGGGAGGAAUUCUCCGUGGUACGACUAUGCAGACAUCCCCUGGAAAGAGUUCCGGGAGAUUGACGGAGCCAUCCCCGCUGCGAAUUCCAUCCAUGAGGACCUUUACGAGCAUGGAGAAACACUAAUACGGGAGACGCGAGAGAUCGAGCCUAUCACCCAAGAAGAGCAAGAAGAGGUUAUUGUUGCGGAUAAGCAGGUUACCCCUAGCCGCGUCCUUCAUCGAUCAAACUCCGCGGAUGGACACUCUGCUCCUGGGAACGCCGAUCGACCUCAAACCGGACCGAAAAUAUAUCUCCAGGACGUUUGCGAUGUUUACUCCUGUGACGGAGUAUUCAGGGUUAAGGUGAUUGUACUGGAAUCCUUGGAUGGGACUUACCCAAGGCGAAGAGUAGAGGAAAUUCGAGAGGAAAUUUAUACUUGGGCGGGGUUCGAGCGGAAGAAUUUCGAAUACGAGUUGGCUCUCUGGUUCGUUGGCCCGUUCGGUGUUUGCGUGCCUCACUAUUGGUCGGCACAGGCAGAGAUAGUCAUUCUUGCUGACUUGGGCCCCGACGAGGUGCUCUAA
Molecule: messenger RNA, 762 nt
Organism: Trematosphaeria pertusa
Lineage: Eukaryota; Fungi; Ascomycota; Dothideomycetes; Pleosporales; Trematosphaeriaceae
Exons: 3
Coding region: 1-762 (253 amino acids)
Source: RefSeq, a predicted model, not a curated record